AUGCAAAAUACAUUGAAUAAUAAUGAUAUUGUUUAUAUUGAUUUAGGUGAUGAUGAUACUACUAUAGAAGAUGUUAAGACAACAACUAAACAAGAACGACAACAACAAAUUAGUAACGAAAUUAUUGAAAUGUAUGGCCUUUUUUUCAAUUCAAACGCGUAAUAUACUAACUUUAUUGAAGUGAUAGCGAUGAUACUGAUGAAGAUUUAUCUGAUUUUACAUUAUCAAAUAAUAAUGAUGCAUUUCCAAAAAUAAAUAUACCUGGUAUUAUAUCCAAUAGUGAUAAGCAACCGUCAAAUAAGCUUAGUAUUGAAUUAUCUACAAAAUCUGCUAUUUCAAUUAAUCUAAAUCAAAAUAGGUACGUACGUUCAUUACCUGAUAUUUUUCAACAAAGUAUCCGUGAUUGUGCUAAUUUCAUCAAUUCCGCGUCAGAUGAAGAUAAUGACGAUGAUAUUUUUAAUGAUACAAUCGUAUCAAAUUCUCAACCUGAAACAUCCAAAAGUCAUUUGAACGAUUCAGAUCAGUUAGCAAAAAAAUCUCUGGAAGCAAAUCCAAAGAUUAAUAAACCGAAAUCACAAAAAUCCAAACCUGAAGUUUCUAGUUCUCUGCCAGAUGGUUAUCGAUAUUCAACUAAAGAGUUGAAUGAAGUCAAUAAAGUAACAAGAAAGAAAGAAGAUAUAUAUCAAGAAAUGAAAUUGAGUGUGGGAUCUGAUUUAUACUCAACAUUUGAGAAAGAAAAAUCUGAAUUUUCUCUGCCUUUAGAAAAUGGUGGGUUCAAUAUUCCAGUUAUAUUUUUCAAACGAGUCGUUAAAGCUAUUUAUAACAAAGAAGAUGAUAUAUUUAUUCCAUGUAAACCAAAAGAAAUAUUUGAAAAAACAUUUGUAUUCUAUUAUCAAGCCAAAGAAUUUUUUAUCAAGUUGAAAAAUAAACAAAUUGAUGUUGAAGCUUUAUCUGCCGUUAAUAUUGUCAAUUUAACUUCAUCUGAUGAUAUUCAUAUCAUAAUUAUUGUGGAAGGAUACGAUCAGUUGUUGAAUAGAAUUAAAGCUUUUGAGCAACGAAGCUUUAAAAACAAAGUUUUGACCAAUAUGGAUGUUGACAAAAAUAAUAAUACCAGAUCAAAGACAGGUAACUCUGAUGGUGAAUUAUCUGAAUAUCCAUCAUCAAAAGAAAUUGAUUAUUUGGUAAACAAGUUACAAAUCGAUCUUAAGCUCAAUUUUUUUAUGGUUAGAACAAUGACUGAUUCUAUUAGUUGGUUAAAUUCAUUUACGUAUACGAUAGGAUCCUCCUUAUAUGAUAAAUUUGAAAGAAACAAAAGUUUAGCAAAUUUGGGAAGUGUUAGAUCAGGUUCUGAUACUAAAUCAACAUAUUUACAAUCACUUCAACAUUUCUCAUUAAUGACUCAAAAGAAAACUGAAUUGUUACAUGUGUCUUAUAAGUCAAUGCGACUGCUAUACGAUCAAUUUUUAAAUCAUGGAACCUUGGGGAAAGAUCAAUUAGGACGAAAUAUUGUUCCUCCAACAGUGGAUAAAUCAAUGCUUAAUUUUUUCAUGGCUGACGACCCAAACAAUGUUAUAUAA
Insectozyma verbasci is the source of this 1577-nucleotide messenger RNA. The record is from the annotation of a GenBank genome assembly. NCBI's taxonomy places the organism in Eukaryota, Fungi, Ascomycota, Pichiomycetes, Serinales, Debaryomycetaceae.